Molecule: messenger RNA, 3588 nt
Organism: Closterium sp. Yama58-4
Lineage: Eukaryota; Viridiplantae; Streptophyta; Zygnematophyceae; Desmidiales; Closteriaceae
Source: the annotation of a GenBank genome assembly
AUGUUAGCAUUAUUAGUAGCUCAUUUCGUGCUUCUGCCUCAUCAAUCCGAAGCAGCCGUGAUAGAACCCUCCCAAGAAGACGUGCUUCUGGCGAUAAAAUCCGAAUGGGGCGAAUUCGACGGCUCAGAUUCGUGGAUCUCAGGAGCGGACUGCUUCAAGUGGUCGGGCAUCAGCUGCACCCGCAAUGGCGACGUCAACGGGGUGAUGCUCAUUUCGUCACGGGUUACCGGAAGUAUUUCGCCCAACUUCGGCGACCUAUCGGCCCUCGAGAGCCUCACCCUCGUGGGGAACAAUCUGACCGGCUCGCUUCCUGCCGAAAUCAGCAACCUUCGGUUCUUACGGGAGCUGUACAUUUCGGGAAACGGAGACGGAUUAUCGGGAACUUUUCCAGAGACUGUCACGGCGCUUACGGAUCUGUCCAUUCUUAUCCUCUCGGACAACCAGCUGACAGGCAACCUUCCGCGAGGGAUUGGCGAGCUUACGAACCUGGUAACCCUCUCCUUGAGCGAAAACAGACUCGCGGGACGGAUUCCUCGCGAGAUUUCGACACUGCAUCGGCUGACGUGGCUAGACCUCGCCUCGAACCGACUGGAAGGAGUCAUCCCGCCGCAACUCGCGUCGCUGCGGUCCCUUGUGGAGCUUUCGUUGGAAUCCAAUCGCCUUUCGGGAUCCAUACCUUCCAGUUUCGACAAAUUUCGCGUACUUCGCACGCUUCGCCUGGGACACAAUGUCCUCUCGGGCGACCUCCCUUUCAGCGCGAUUAACUCCAUGCGGCGGCUGGAAGUGCUUGACCUUCAUCGCAACUCGUUAUAUGCGUCUUCGUUAGCGCCACUAGCGGUGCACCCUUCGCUACAGUACAUCGAUGUUAGCUGGAAUAAAAUCUCGGGCAGCUUUCCAGCGGAGUUCGGGCAGAUGAAGAACCUGACGGGGCUGAAUCUUGCAGGCAACGCGUUGCAAGGGAAGAUUCCACGGAACCUGUUGGGAAAUGGGUCUCAGCUCAACUACCUCAACCUGGCUUAUAACGGAUUCGAUGGAAUCUUCCCGUGGACGGCGCUACGCGGAAUGGAACACCUCGAUAGUAUCACGCUGAGCCAUAAUCGCUUUGUGGGUAUCGUGCCUCGCGAUGCCCUAGUCAACGUCCCUCUGAGCUUCCUCAACAUCUCCCAUAAUUUCUUCUCGGGGAGAUUGCCGGACUUUGCCCGACCAAAUGAAGAUUUCGCAGCUGAUUUCAGAGGAAAUUUCUUCUACGGGACGUCUUCCACGUCAGCAGCGCAACAUGACGCGUCAGCGCAUCUGCAAAGUUCUCAGCCACCCUAUGCCUCCCUUCAGCCGCUGCUGCCGCACUCUCGCCAGCCUUAUUCUCAUCAGCCGUUUUCUCGUCAGCCGCCUUUUCAGCCACACCAGCGGCGUUGGUUGUCUGACUCGGCUGGUCAACUCGAGAUUCCGAAAGAGAAGCUCUUCUCCAAGGUGCUGGUGGCGAACAGGGGGGAAAUAGCAUGUAGAGUCAUGAAGACAGCGCGGGCACUGGGCAUUCGCAGUGUGGCCAUCUACUCCGAGCCCGACGUGGAGAGCCUGCACGUCCGCAUGGCAGAUGAAGCCGUCUGUGUGGGCCCAGCACCAACAGCGCAGAGCUAUCUGAACACGGAUGCAGUGCUGGAAGCGAUCAGGAGCACCGGGGCUGACGCUGUGCACCCUGGCUAUGGCUUCCUGUCAGAGAACGCCCUGUUUGUGGAGCGGCUGGAUGAGGAGGGUGUGACGUUCGUGGGGCCCAAUCUCAACGCCAUUGACGCCAUGGGGGAUAAGAUUCACAGCAAGCGGUUGGCAAAGGAGGCCAAGGUGACCACCAUUCCGGGGAAGGAGGACGUCAUUAGAGAUGAGGACCAUGCGGUUGAGAUCGCGCAAGAGGUGGGCUUUCCAGUCAUGCUCAAGGCGUCAGGUGGAGGAGGAGGCAAGGGCAUGCGCGUCGCAUGGAACGAGAAGGAGGUGCGGGAGCAGUUCAGUGUGUGCAAGGCGGAGGUCUCAUCCAGCUUUGCUGACGACCGCAUCUUCGUCGAAAGGUUCAUAGACAAGCCAAGGCACAUCGAAGUGCAGGUCAUGGGGGAUAAGCACGGCAAUGUGGUUUGGCUACCGGAAAGAGAAUGCUCCAUUCAAAGGCGAAAUCAAAAGGUGAUAGAGGAGUCACCCAGCACGUUCCUGGACGAGGCCACGAGGGAGGCCAUGGGAGAGCAGGCCGUGUCCCUUGCCAAGGCAGUGAAUUAUGACUCUGCUGGCACGGUGGAAUUUCUAGUAGACGCGCAGCGGAACUUCUUCUUUCUGGAGAUGAACACGCGCCUGCAGGUGGAGCACCCAGUCACGGAGUGCGUCACGGGUCUCGACCUCGUGCACCUCAUGUUCCACUCCGCUGCCGGCCAUACGCUGCCCAUCGACCAGGAGAGGGCGAGGAAGAUCCACGGGUGGGCGUUGGAGUCCCGGGUUUACUGCGAGCACCCCUUCAUGAACUUCCUCCCGUCCACGGGCAAGCUGCGCAGGUACCGGGAGCCCAAGGAGGUGCGGACGCCGACUGAGAUCGUGCGGCUAGACACAGGGGCGGUGGAAGGGCAGUACAUCUCCAUGUACUAUGACCCACUGCUCUCUAAGCUGAUCACGUGGGGCCCAACCAGAAAGGACGCCCUAGAGUCCAUGAAGCACGCCUUGGACCGCUAUUACGUGUGCGGGCCGUUCAACAACAUCUCCUUCCUCCGCUGCAUCUUCUCACAGCCGGCGUUUGAGUCAGGCGAUAUCAGCACCAAGUUCCUGGACAUCCACUACCCGAAUGGCUUCACAGAUGACAGACUGACACCCAGAGAGGAGAAAGAAGUUGCAGCUAUUGCAGCCUUUCUCGACAUUGUCAAAUCCCGGAGGUCUCUGCUAGCUGUCAACGCUGCCGCCCCUGGCACGCCCGGCGCAAUAGGAAACGGGCACCUGGCACACGCCGGUUGGGCGGAGGAGGAAGGAGAGGGGGGGGGAGAGGAGGGAGAGGAGGAUGGGGGGGAGGGGCUGAGGGGGAAAGCGGAGUUGGUGGUGAGUUCGGAUGGGGUGGAAUAUCCUGUGGUUGUGCGGCAUUGGAGCAACGAGAAGAAGCCGCACCUCUGUGUCGCUGACAUAGAGGUGGGAGGGGAGGUUAUUCGGGUGGAGGAGGCAGUGCCAGUGGGGCUGGGGCGAGGGGUGGUGGAUAUCCGCGUGGAUGGGGAGGACACCGUGUGCAUGGUCAUGGAGAAGCAUGCGAGAGGGUUCAAGCUCGUAUAUGACGGCUGCACCAAGGACGAGGUGCUGGUGCAUCAGAAGAAGGUGGCGCCUCUACAGAAGUACAUGCCGCCCAAGAAGGUUCAAGACGUAUCAAAGAUGGUCAAGGCUCCUAUGCCUGGUGCAGUGGUUGCAAUUGGUGUCAAGCCAAACAAGAAGGUGCUUCCUGGCGAUGAGCUGAUAACAAUUGAAGCCAUGAAGAUGCGGAAUGUUUUACGUGCUGAGGAGGCGGCCACUGUAAAGGCUGUAUAUGUAAAGGUUGGGGCCUCUGUGUCGCUGGGCGAGACCUUGAUCGAGUUUGAGUAA